Messenger RNA from Kickxella alabastrina, 13067 nucleotides. RefSeq lists its product as uncharacterized. The coding region runs from base 198 to 13004 and encodes 4268 amino acids. Lineage: Eukaryota; Fungi; Kickxellomycota; Kickxellomycetes; Kickxellales; Kickxellaceae. The record is from RefSeq and is a predicted model, not a curated record. The transcript has a single exon.
ACCAAGACCAGCACCAAGACCAGCACCAAGACCAGCACCAAGACCAGCACCAAGACCAGCACCAAGACCAGCACCAAGACCAGCACCAAGACCAGUACCAAGACCAGCAGCAAGGCCAGCAGCAGCAGCACAACCAGCAGCAGCAGCGCGACCGCAGCCUCAAGUACCUCUCGACGAUCGCGCUGGAGGUCAGCGGCAUGCGCGUGUUCCCAGGCAUCGAGGGCGCACAAAAGCACAUGAACUCACGCUGGGAGCUGGUCAAGAUGCUCGUCAUGCAGGAUAUGCUCGCGCAAAAGCCCACAGACAGCUCUCACCACAAGGGCCCGGCGAUCGACUGCCAACGGUGCACGAUUCGCAACGACGUCAUCACGACCUUCUGGGGGCUGCCCAAAAAGGUCGACCAGAGCAUUGAGUUUGGGCUCACCCACGUGCGUGCCGGCAUCAUCGGCCCACUGCUCGACGAAGUCGCCAUUAUGCUGCUCGCGCCAACCGUGCGGUCAUCCAUGUCCGUGCGCCGCAUCCGGGCGCUCAACGCGCAUCUGGCCAACGUCCUCCGGCAAUAUGCCGCCGAGAGCGAGUCGCCCGAGUCAAUGCCGCCUGCCUCGGACGCGGGCAGCGGCGACGAGCCCAGCGACGCGGUGGCAGCCAAUGGCGGUACGCAGCAGGCCGCGGCUGAGGCGCACGAGCAGGUGCAUCGCAUGUUCUUCCAGUUGCACGAGAUCCUCAGCAAGCUGCGGCUGGAACAUGUGGGAAUUGCGUUACGCGUAACUGAGCUUGUCUUCGACCUGCCGCUGGCCCCAGCCGCGCCGGCGCGCUCGCUGCCCGUGUGCGCGCCCGGCAUGCUGCGGUGGCGGCAGCGCAACAUUGAGGUUGGCGCCGGGUACCUGUGGGGCGCAAUCACCAGCGCCGCGCAGUCAACGGUCGGCGGCGGCCGACUGGCAGCAUCGUCGGGCGGGUGGCCUGGCGACACUGGCUUUGUGCGGCGGUCGCAGGACUCGACAGCCUUUGUGCGCGUGGCCUCGGGCACUGUCCAAGCGCUGGCGCUGCGCACGCCGUCGAUGACGCCUGACAGGCGGGCGGAGGAGCUCGAUGCGCAGGCGGCGGGGUUUCGACUGCGGCACUGUACGCUGUUCGGCGAGAUGUCGGCCUUCCUGUCCGAGGACCUGACGCACCGGCCGAGCCCGCAACCGCUGUUCUCCCUGGACAUCGGGCGGCCUGAGCUGGUGCUGGAUCUGAAGACACAGCUGGCCUUCGACGAGGCCAAAGCAUGGAUCGCGCACAUCGGACAUCGCGCCCGCGCCAUGCGCCGUAUUCUGUCCCAAGACAAGCGCGAGACCCGCGGCAUAAUGAGUUUCCGCAUGAAUGCCUUGGUCAGCCUCAUGUUUGCCGACGUCAAGGCGCAUGUGGCGGUGGAGCGCGCGCUGUAUGCUGUGCGUCCGCAUGUUUCAGCAACCGCCCAAGAGGAGAAUUUGCAGUGCGUCGCCCUGAGGAUGCAGCAUUUGGAGUGCCAUCUGUCCUGGAGUCUUGAUGCCUUGGGUAGGCGGUGUGGGGAGAGGGGCAGCUCGUCGAGCUUGGAUAGUUUUGUGACUGGCGCUGGGAGCGACGCCUGCUUGGAACGCAAUGAUGAUCCGCUUUUGGAUGCUGCCGCUGGUAGUGAUGCUAGUGCUGGUGACGCGCUGAGGCCAACCAUCCAGUUCAGGCUUUCAACAAGUCCUAUUGGCGCCCAAUGGGAGGACACAGCACCCGAAUCCGCCAGCACUCCAUUGCCGCCACAGUCGCAGGGGCAGCAGCAGCAGAGCAAGCGCCAGAUUUUAAUUGCCAAGUGCGGUGUCAGGGCCCGCGGCCUUGUCAACCUGCACAUCGGUGCAACUAGCGCCGCUGCCACCGAUACCGACUCGAAGCCACGCAUCAACGCCGAUAUCGAGGCAGAUGUCGGCGACGUGGGCGGUAUGCUGCGCGAGUACGACUUCCGGCACUGGCUUUCGAUGCAGCCCCUCUGGCUGGCCACCCAGCUCAUGCACAUUGCCGGGACCGAGUACAAAAUCCCAGAGUCAUCCAAGCCUGACGACUCCGAGCUGGCACCCGUGGGGGAGCGCAGAAGAGCAGCAGCGGCCACGCUGCGGAUUGCCUUUGACAGUCUGCGGAUGAGCGUUCUGGCAUGUGACAACGAGGAGGAUGUACUGAGCGGCAUUGAGCACGGUACGCAGGUGUGUUUGGCCGCAGGCGCCCUUUGUGUGCGGCUCAAUGGCGGAUCCAUAGAGUCCCCCCAUGUCUUUGGGCUUCGGCCUGAUAUCGGCCCGAUGACGGUCAAUCUAGAGUGCCAGCGCGUCACCAUGUUUCUCCUUUCGGCUGUGCCCGCCUAUUCGGCGCAGCCCGCCGACGAAAAUCCAAAACAGACGCAGUGCGGUGUGGAGGAUUUUGUCGUGUCAGAUUUGUGUGGAUACGGGGCAGACUCUGUGCAGCGGCACAUUGUGCUGAUGCAGCCCAAGCUCGGCAUCGGCAGCCGGCACCUGGCGCAGGGCAGGUCGCGCACGGUGUAUGAUCUGGAGACGGUUGCUUUCACAGCCACCACGGGCGUGAGAUCGGUCUACCGCUGGUCUGUCUUUAUGAGUCAUGUAAAAUACUGGCUCAGGCGCAAAAAGCUUGGCCGCCGGAUGGCCAUGCAGCAGGUCGAUGAGCCCGAGGAGUCGUCGAACGACGUGCUUGUGAGCAUUAGGAGCGCGCUGCUGGACCUUCACGGUGACCUUGUUCUGCCGGCGUACUUUAAUCUCGACCAGGGCUUGGCCCAGUGCAUCGGGGCCAACAUGACUGCCGAAGAGGGGAGGCAGAGUCCCGAGAUGAGGCUCAAGAUCCCUGAGGUUCAGUUCACUAUCGAGAAGACGCAGCAGAGUACCGAAGGCGACAUGGUUAUCAAGCUGGGCGGGCCGCUGGUGACCAUGUACGGAUCAUCGACACCCAAGGGCCAGCUGAAGAGGCUGGCGAUGCAGCCGUUGAUGUCCAUGAAGCAGUGCCAGAUGGCCAUGCGAUUCCCGUGCAAGGCUAAGAAGCAGGCCCUAGGUGCCGCCCAGGGCGUGCGCAGCAACGGAACGUACAGCAAAAUCGACAUUGUGUUUGAGCGCGCCGCCAUGGCCUUUGGCCACCGGUACAACAUGGCCGAAACCAUCGACGGCUACCUGCUUCUGCAGAAGGCCUGCAAGCGCAUCGCGCGCAAAUCCAUCACCACAUGCUACCCGCCACCGCCGCACUCCGAGACAUGGGUGGCCGGAACCAAGCCGGUGGUGACUGCCAAGUCACUGAUGACGGCCCUGGGCAAUCCGCGGCACUUUGUGCCUCCACCGCUGCGGUCGCUCAGCACAGUGGCUGCGCCGCCACCGCCAACGCUGACAGAGCCAGACGACGUACCGACGAUUGACUUCCACGGGCCCGAGUUUACCAUCAUGGUGCACGAUGAUCCCUUUGAGACGGCUCUCGCAAGGAUAUACCAGGUCGGCUCGCACGAGCAGCGGGAGCGGCUCAGCCGCCUGGAGGCCUUUGAGACCAAGGCCGAGGAGCUGCAGACCAGGCGCGAGCGGGAGUUUGUCUUGACUGAAACCAUAGCAAAGGGAAAACGGGCUCACCGGGACAACGCCGCUGGAUCCGCCAAGCACGCUCGCAGCAGGACAUCGCACAAGCCCACCAGUAGCAGCGGCGGCGGCGGCAGCAGCAGUGGCAGGGCCAGCAAGGGCGCCAAGGGCGCAGGGACCUUCAGUGGCUCCUUUGAACGCUUGCCCGUGAGCCAGAGUCAGCAACAGCAUCGCAGACCGCCGAUGAUUGCGGGCGCGCGCACGUUCGCGUCCUCGAACUCGCGCAACGACCUUCCACCGCCGGCGCCGCGCGGGCUGGUCUCGCUGAGCAUGCACGACGUGUCCAAGGUGACGCAAAUGCCGGAGCAUGAGGGCCGCGUGCGGUCGUACACGACGGUGUCGCAGGAGAGCCUGGACGAGAGCGACGAUGGCUACGAGGACAUAGACGACCCGGCAGAGUCUGCGCCGAGCCAGCACCAGCGCAUGGUUGACCUGGUUGCCGCCGACAUUGCCGCGGCGCACAACCGGCUGAUGCUGGUGGAGUCGCGCGAGUGGGUGCGUGCAAUCCGCCGCAAGAUGCAGCCGCAGCCGGAGCAGCCGCAGGGUGGGUCCGAGGCUGGGUCAGCAGAAGGCAUGUAUUUCAGCGAGAUCUUCGACAUGCCACGGGCCAGCAGCCACUGCGAGCAGCCCGGCCAGCUGCCACACAACUACGUGCCUGGGUCGUGGACGCAUCCGCCGGCGCCGCUCUGUCGCCUGGUCAUGUCGCCCGUGUGGCUGCGGCUGGACACGCCGCUCUCCCUGCUGGAGUUCAACCAAAUUGAGGCGUACCUGCGCUACCUCGACCCGGCAACGCCGCACAAUCUCAAGUGGGCCACGCUGGUGCCAAUGCGGCUGCGCAUCAAGUGCGGUGACAUCCGAAUGCAGCUGCGCGACUUCCCCUUCCCGCUGUUCCGCGUGCCCGACCCCUACCGCCACGAGACGCAGCCCAGGGAAGAAAUGUGUACAAGCUACGAGGACUUUUACGGUGGAGUCGAGAUCAGCGGCAGCCUGCUCAUUGCCGAGCGCGUCGCCCACGAGAGAUCGCUCCGGUCGAUUUACAUCCCCAUCGGCCCGCGGUCCAGCCAGUCCGGUAUCGAACUGCCGACUGUCGGCUGGUACCUGUGCAAGUCCCUGCAGUUCCCGCGAGUCUUUGCCACAAUGUCUAUUAUGAUGUUUUCUGCGCCGUCGCACGCUCCUCCCGCCGACCUGCAGUCGCCGCAGCGCACGCAUCUGCAGGCCCGGCUGCCGCCGCUGCCCAUCAUGUCGGCGUGGGGCGCGAGCUACCAGCCAGUCAUUUCGGCGCUGAUGCAGCGGCUCGAGUCCGUGACGUCAAAGAGCGCCGACGUCAGCCCCAGCCUGCCCUGGUGGGACAAGCUGCGCUCGCGGAUGCACUUCAAGUGCCGCAUGGCCGUGAUUGACGCGCCCCUGCGUCCCUGCAUUGCCAAUCAGCAGCAGAAGCAGCAGGCGCCGGCGUCGCCAGACGUGGACAAUCUGUAUCUGAACAUACCAACCAACGAGCAGCAGCAACAACAGCAGCCGCCGCUGGGCAGCGAGCGCGGCCAAAUGUUUUUUUUGGCUCUGGAUGGCCGCGAUCCGUACCAGGUCACGCAGAAACCCGGCAGCUACCUGUUCACAAUGCGCGGCGGUGUGCGCAUCUGCCUAAACGAGGGGUUCCCAGGCAGCGACCUCUGGGACAAAGAGUCCGGCCGCGGCAUCUACUCAGUGCCCACCGAGGAAGGCGCACCGCCGUCGGCAGCGCUGGGCGAGUUCAUGCGGCUGCGCUGCGAGGAGUUCCUGAUGGGUGUGCCCAUUAUCAUUGACCGGCAGUCGGCCAUCCUCAAGUCAAUGGACAGCCAGCGCCCGGAGUCGACGGACAUGACUCCGACGCUUGAGGAAAUUAACCAGAUGAUGGACCAGGGCGGCGAGUCUCUGCUGUGGAAGCGCGCCUACGCUGACCUGCUGCACAGCAUCGGCAGUGACAACAGCGCGCGGUACACGUUUGUGACGCAGAGCAUGGACCGCCUAUACUUUAAGGUGCUCCUGCACCUGUCUGGCGGCGUGCGCCUCGGCAUUGGGCUCUCGUCGUAUAUCCCGCCGGACCCGGCCGGCGUCCGCCAUAACCACUGGGAGGUGCAGCCGAUUGCGCCUGAGAGCGCCCGCGCGGCCGCUCUUCUCGGAACCACCGAUGCGUAUACAGGGUACCGGAGCUCCAAGCUGCACACCAGCAUCAGCCUGCUGUGUCCGUUUACCGACAGCAAGGCCGAUAUAAAGGCUUCGUCCGGGCAGCAGCAGCAGGCGGCGGCAAAGCAGAGAGCAUUCGCGGACAUGUACUUGUCAUCUGAGCCCGCGGGUACAAGGGAGUGUGCGGCGCAGUCGCAGACGCUUUUGAGGCUGCGGGCACCGGACGCAAGCGUGCUGAAGAAGCCGCCCAGAAAGUGGACCGCCUACGACACUGAUUCUCUGGUGUCCCCCAUGCACUCUCUGUUUGCGACUACCUUACAGAGCCACCCGCCGCUCUCCUCCUCCUCUUCUGCUGCUGCGGCUGGGGCGGACACGCAUAGCCGUCGCAGUCCCAAGGCGCAGGAUCUCUUUUUUGUGCCCUUCCCCUCGCUAUGCCAAGACACAGCUUCCCCGCACGCCUCAGCCUCGACUCUGCCUGCAGCUUUUGCGGCUAAAGCCCGUCCCUCACCGACCGCCGCCACUGCUGCUGCUGCUGCUGCUUCUGCCGCUGCUGGAAGGUCCAAUUCCAAACCACAGUGCCAGAUUAGCGCCUCUGCCGCCGCCAUCGAGGGCACCCAGCGCUACCUGCCCCUGUACGUUUCUCGCAUGAUGCUCCCCGUGCGCAAGGGCUCAUUGUACCCGUUCACUGAGACUUCAGACAAUAAGCUGGGCAAGUGCUUACGGAGUAUGCGCCUGGUUCUGGACCUCAAAAAUGUCGAGCUGGCAUACUCGCAGAGAGAUUUUGAGAUCAAGGAGCUGGAGACUAGGGAGAUGGGCAUGAUGGGGUACAACAAUGAGUACCUGGACAUUGGCCUGUCGCCAACUCCAUCCGAUAUGAGCGCGCAGGGCGCGGCGGCACUCGGGGCUAAGGUCGAAGGCACCGUAAGGGAGCUCAAAGCGCGGGUUGACUCGUUCUCAUUCAACCUUCUCCUGGAGCAAAGCUCGGUCAAACUCACGGUCGGUUCCAAGAGCGACGCUGCUUCGGAUAAGGACGGCGUCUCCUCGUCCUCGUCCUCCGGCAAUGGCGUUGAUUACAAGCGGUCCUCUCGCGUGCAGUCCAACCCUCCUGCAGACACCAGCGCGCAAAAACCCAGGCGCAAAGCCGAAGGGCCCAAGGUGGCAGCCACGGAGACCAUGGCUCUGCGGUGGGGCGUGGGCGAUGCCAGCACGGAGAUCGAUUACUUGGACGUGCGACUCACGCAGAUGGCCUUCUGCAUGCCCCUGUUUGCCAACCCGCUGGCGCCUGAGCUCUUGCGUGGUGCGCGUGUCAACGGCCUGCGGUUUGCCGAUGGUGCGCUUUCGGGACUAAGUGAGUUUGAGCGGAGCUGGAUUUCGUGCACAAGUAUCCGCGACCUCAAGGAGCUCGAUAUCAGCGAGGCCACGUUUACCAGCCCCAGCGUCGUGUGCGUCCUGUGGUCUCCGCGCAUGGUUUACUUUACCCAGCGGCCCGGGUGGACGCAGUUUGGUGACAAACUCGAUGAGAUUCUCGACAAUGGUGGUGCAAAGGUCAGCGAGUCCGUCGAGUCGCAGCAACAACAACAGCAGCAACAGGGCGUGCCGGUGUCGCCUGUGCUGGCUGGGUUUGACAAUGCAGUGGCUGGCGCCCAGGCAGACUUAGGCGCUGAACCCGUGGUGUAUCGCGGCUUGGGUGCACCGCGCGGUCGUGCGCUGAGCGACGUCAAACAUGCCGCGAGGCUCACUGCCCGUACGUAUUCGGGUACCGCCGCGAGCAACAUGCCUCUUGCGAAAAACAGGACGGAUGAUUCGGUGGGAGCUGGGUCGGCCCUGCACAGGCGCAAUACUUCGAUGCCCUGGGCGCUGAGCAGGAACUUGUCCCACGACAGUAUAAUCUACGAUGCCCCUACGGGUAGUCGGCCGCCGCCAGUGCCAACGGCAGCGACGACACAGGGUUAUAUUUCGUCACAGCACAGCUUUUUUGGUAACAUCCAGCCGGCGGCAGUGUUUAUGCAGCGAGCAUCGACACAGCCCACUUCUGGCAACCUAUUGCUCCAGCAGCAGCAGCAGCAGCAACAGCAACACAGGCAGCCCUCAGAAGUUGGGUCUACCGGACCGUCGCCCCAGUUGCAGCCGCUCAUCCCGGCUGUUCCUGCUCAUCAGUCGACUGUUGACGCGCCGGGAGUCGAGUCGUCGAGCGACCUGAAGAGCCCAACCUCGGCCAUGUCGUACAAGUCGUCCUUCCAUCUUUUGGAGCUUGCGCGUUCGCGGCAGCGCCGGCUGACUGCCAGCAACUCGCGCCAGUCCAUCAACCCCUCGCUGCCCUCUCCUUCUCAGCAACCGCAGCCUGAAUCGCCGCUCAACUACGCACCAGUGGAUAUCCAGCGGCAGCCCAGCCUCGCCAUCGAGCCUGCACUGACCAACAUCCAGAUGGUCCGCCUUGUGCCCACCGGGCCCGACCCUAAUGUCAUUAUGCGGGACUCACGCACAACACAGGCAAUGCUCUUGCGCAAGCGUAAGCUAAUGCUGGGAACAGCCAUUCAGCAGGAGCAAGCCGGGUUAGCCCACCUCAGCCGCGAAUUCGAGCGCGCGUCCAACCGGCACAGCGACGAGUUCCGAAAAGAGAUGAUCAGACGCGCCGAGCAUAUCUACGAGCUAGGCGCCAGGCGUAAGCUGAUCAACCGCUGCCUGCGCUUCCUCGGUGUUGACCCGGAUAUCGACGGGUCGCCGGGCAAUGCUCCGCAGGAGCUGCCAGUAACAGCGGCCAUGGAGGAGAUAGAUGUGGAUUUCGACCGUGACACACAGGAGGUUGAGAAGGUCCUAGCCACGCUGUACCGCCAUCGCUGCCUGAUCUACUCGGGGUACUUGAUUUGGACCAGUCAAGUACGCGACGAACUGAUGCGCUUCUUGUACAUCCAGGACUGUCUGACAGCUAUCGAGUAUUACUUGUCAGAGACUGCGACCAAGGUCGUGCGCACGGCUACGUCAGCCAAGUAUACAGGGGACAGCGGCAGUGUGCCGUCCGAAACACUGGCGAGAGACACCUGUGAAGUUGUCGGCAGAGAUUGCUCGGAAUCCACUGUCACUGCAGGGUCGGAGACCGCGGGUGUGGACAACGGUGCUGGAUCAGGACCGUUACUGGCGGUGCCCAAGGAGCGGCCCUCGCGUCCACGUCGCCAGUCCGCCGACCAGAGCAGCGUCAACUCCGGGUCAUCGCGACUCUCGGGCGGCCUGCACAUCCCAAAUCUCUUGCGCAAGCUCCGCAGCCACGACAAACUCAAGGACGACGCCGUCAACUCCAAGACAACGCAGGAUUCAUCGGGACUCGGCUUUCUGUGGAGGUCCAAAAAGUCCAAGCAGAAGAAGCAGCAGCAGAAGCACCAGCGGCAGCAGCAGGACAAGUCCAAGGCGGGCAAGCAAAAGACCAAGGAGCGGUGCAAGGAGGACUACAAGCUGUCUAAGCGCAGCGUGGGCAGGAAUAAGUUUGACAAGGGCCUGAAGAGCGUCUGGGAUGACUUUAUCCGCUACCGGCCAUACUAUUCCAUCCUGGUCGAGUUCCUAAACUCGCAAGUGUCCAUGCGCGUCGACGAGAACAGCACAACCUCGGCUAUUGCCGUGGCAGAGCGCGUCCAGUUGCACCGCAUCCUUUUGUGCAAUGAGGACGAGUUAGACAAUGCCCUGGCGCACGGCGAGGACACGCUGUUGGACUCGGGUGCCACAUUUAUGCGGCCGCCUGACGACGAGUCCAUUGUCAAGACAAGGAGUCUGGUCGAGCUGGAGAAUGUGCAGGUGUUUACAGCCAAACGCAACGACUUUGAGCACCAGGCGGCAUACUUUGUCGAUUGCACAUACGGGUCGCAGACAGAAGGGGAUGCGUCGCAGCCAAGCGCCAUCUGGCCUGCGUGGAUCCCCAUUGAGCUGCUGCUGAGCCAGGGGAAGCAUCGCGCCCGUGGCAUAUUCGACGAGCUGGCUGAAGCCGACGCGGCAAUGAGUGGUUCCAAGGAUGAUUCGGGCAGCAGCGAUAGCGACGGCGACUUUACGCUUGAUGGCCGUGGUCAGACCAGAUCAAACAGCAGGAAGCGCAGCAAGGCUUGGUGGCUCGAAGACCUGAGCAAGUAUAAGCGGCUGAUGGACAGGAACAACGGCUUGGUUGUUUAUGACAAGGCCAACCCGCACAGAAUUCAGGGCGACAGCACGCGCAAGGUGGCUAGCGAUAUGAAUCUUGCUGCAAUGGAUGCUGAAAACACAGAGGUCCGUGGCUCAGCUGAGCGGCCCAAUACUUCUGGCGGCAUGUCUGGAGACGGUGAUUAUGACGGAGAUAAGGCCAAGGAGGACGGUGAGUGCGAUAGUUCUGAUGACAGCAAUGAUGACAACGACGACAGCAACGAGUUCAUUGCCAACGAGGCCGAUGGCGUGGCCAACGAUGGCAAUAGCGGCGGCGGCGCCACAUCGAACAACAACAACAGCGGAGGAAAUGCCGGCAGUGGACAGGGUCUGUCUCACCGUGCCAACCAUUUCUCUGUCUUUUUGCCCGAGCUCAACCUGGCAUGCACUGCCGAGCAGUACACCGCAGUCUACGAGACCGUCACUGAGCUGCUUGUGUUUAUCGACCCCGAAAAGGCCGCGUAUAUGGACCAUCUCAACACUAUUCUGCUUGGCAUGGACAUGGACGAUCUGCGCGGACUGCUGACCGUCAUCAGCGCCACACAGGAGGCCCUGCGUGAGCGCCUGCCGAUCAUCCAGGACUGGUACACCAUCCAGCGCAGCCACGUUGUUUUGCUCCGCGACGCCGGCCGAACGGCUGCGGCCGAUAUUGAUGCCGGGCUGCAAAAGUCGCGCGCAAUGUCCUUGUUGACUCUCGAUCGGCACCGUCGGGCGCUUGAGUUGCAGCUUCGUACAGCCAUGGAUCUCUUUGGCACAGCGCAGAAACAGAUGCGCCAGCACAAACGGCUCGACGCGCGUGCUGCUGCUACUGCCACCAAUACCAAUUCAAACGCGGGUGGCAGCGCACACCACCAGGAGGGUAGUCCUGCAUUCAACGGUGGAGAUACCGCUACCUCUUCAGUACCGGCGCAGGCACAGUCACGGCGGCAGACGGUCAGCUCUGCUCCCACCAAGGCCGCCGCUGCCGACGCAGAUCAGGGCCCAUCAACUGGGCUGCCUCCGCGCCUGCGCUCUCGUGCAAAUACGGCGCAGAGCAGCGGCAACGCCAUGCGUUCGUCCGUACACAGCGGUCGCAACCGUGGCGACGCCGCAAGCACAACGUCGGUGUCGUCGAUGUCGUCGUCCUCCUGUAUGCAGUCGAGCGAGGGCGCUCAGACCACGAUUGCGCGCACCAUCCACCUGUUUAUUAGCAAGGCCACCUGGCACAUGCUCGAGAACGACGGGCAACCUCUGUGUGACGUGACCCUGCGAUGGGCCACGCUCAAGGCUGUGACCACAUCGGACCAGGCCACGCACCUGCUCAGUGAGGUCCACCUGCUGUAUAUUGUCAAUCGCUUGCCCAACCCUAUGUUCACCGAUCUUGUCGGCCCCUAUGUUCGUCCAAAGCAUCCGCGUCCGGAUUUCUGCGUCGAAAAGAUGAUCCGUGUGCGGUGGUCCGAACUAGCGCCUGUCGGAGGCAUUAGCAUUGUCGAAAGAUUCGAGGUCGAUUUGUUCCCGCUACGGCUCCAGCUCUCGCACGAUAUUGCCCAAAAGCUCAUAAACUACCUGUACCCGCCGCAGGACUCUGCAAAUACGAAUGGCGGCGGCGGUGGCCCAAGCAAUAGCAGCAGCCAUACAGAUAUGGCGUCUGGCGUGGCGCGCAAUCGCCGGCCGACAGUGUCCAGCAUUAGCUCUGGCGAGGUAGCCAGUGCCAACAUCCCGAUCGCUGCGGGCUCUUCUAUGCCAAGCACUCCCUCAACAGCAAUUUCGGCUGGUGCUGGCGCUACAACGAUGUCUGCGGGUCCAUAUGGCAGCAGUCUGAGCAUGCUUGGCGAUAUGCAGGGCAGUGGCCGGUCCCUGCUUGCCACCCGAAUGAUCCGGCGCAACCCCACUGAGGAGAGCGUGCGCAGCUCGCCCACGUUUGAAGAUCGACUGCCGCGGUCCCACCUGCACAUGUCGCAGCUAUCGCCGCAAUCGCCACAGCCAGUCUCUGCGGGCCUGCUGGCAACCAUGUCAGGGCGUAACACGCCCUUCUCCAUGUUUUCAGACAACACCAGCAUGAUCAACAUAUCGCAGAGCAGCGACAACCGCAACCAAGUGGACCAGAUGAAGAAGCGGGCGAGCAGCAAUAAGACCUUUUUAAAUAUCAAGAUUGGCGGCAGCACGCUUUGCAUCUCGUACCAGGGCAAAAAGACAAACAACAUCACAGACUUGCGCGACUUUGAGUUCCACGCGCCCCGGCUGGAACUCCGCAACCAGGUCGAAUCCUACUAUGAGCUCUUGAUGCAGGUCAAGAAGGAGUAUAUGUCUGUGGUGGUCCAGCACACCGGUGCGCUGGUUAAGGAGAAGUUCAGGCAGCUGCAUAGCCGCAAGGCGUGGAGCAAAUCGUCGUUUGGGCCCGAUUGGGAGGCAAGGCGGCUGCUGAUCGAGAUGGAUCGCCGCGUGGAUGAGGACAUGGCAGCUAGCGUGCACAACAUCAUUUCGGAGCGCGAAGGGACCCCUGGCAGUGUGGCUAUGCAGCAGCGUGGGUUUUCCGAUUCCAAAGAUAAUACCGGGCCCGGCUACUUGCAGCCAUUGGAUCAGUACCGGAUUCCGUCUGUGCAAGUCUCGGAGCCGAUCUUGGAGGACGCCUCGGGCUCGGCCAGUGCCCAAGCAGCAGGCAACCACUCAAUGGCCCUGGACGGCACCAUCGACGACGCAGCAUCCAUCCACUCGGCAAAAGGGAAGGCGCCGCUGUCAAAGCACAUGAUUCUCGAUCCGCGCAAACUGAUGGGCAAGCGGGUGCCCAAUCUGUCGCGCAACCCCACUGUGCGCAGCAACACUGCGGAACCUGCUGUGGGGAGCGGGUCGCAGCAGGUUUCUCAGCCAACCUCGAUACCAUCUGCGGGGUUCAGAGGACCUACAUACUCAGCAAUGCACUUGGACAUGGUCCCUGCGGCGCCGUUUGCGCUUUCAAUGCCUGGUUCUGGUUCUGGCUCGGCUGGUGAAGCGGGCAAUGAGCGCAGGCCGUCUGCUGCAGCGUCGCAGGAUAGUGCCAAACAGAAGGAUGGUAGCAGCAGCAGCAGCGACCAGCAGCAGCAGUAAGCUGGUUUUUUAUUUAGCUUCAAUAUGGUGCAGUUUUGUCUUUUUAAUAUAUAUAUAUUUUAU